Camarhynchus parvulus is the source of this 1477-nucleotide messenger RNA. It is a transcript of the gene VWC2, whose product is annotated as von Willebrand factor C domain containing 2. The transcript has 4 exons. Gene Ontology annotation, biological process: negative regulation of BMP signaling pathway. Gene Ontology annotation, cellular component: AMPA glutamate receptor complex. The record is from RefSeq and is a predicted model, not a curated record. Gene Ontology annotation, molecular function: protein binding. Lineage: Eukaryota; Metazoa; Chordata; Aves; Passeriformes; Thraupidae. Bases 151 to 1146 code for a protein of 331 amino acids.
CGCGGCCCCGCCAUGGGAGCCGGGCGCGGGGAGACCCGAGCCGGCCCGAGCCGCCGCCGGGGCUGAGCGCGGCGCAGCGCAGGGACUGUGGCUUUACGAAGCGCUUCCCUCCGAUGUGAAUGCAGUGUCCCCUGUGGGAUGCAGUAGGUGAUGCCCAGCUCUACUGCAAUGGCAAUUGGAGCUUUCUCUAGUUCUCUUCUCGUAACCUGCUGCCUCAUGGUUGCCCUCUGUAGCUCCACCGUUCCCGUACAAAAACUGGCCAAGGCUCAAGACAAACAGGAGAUAAAGGCGAGCCAGGAAAAGAGAGAUCACACUUCUGCAAGGGACAGCCAGACAGGUCCUGGGAAAAUGAAUGAGAUCGGCAGGAGCGGGAGGGAGGAGGGUAGCAGGGACUGGAAGAGCAAAGGAAACAGGAACUACUCGAACAAGGAGUCUUGGACUAAGCAAAAGCAGGCUUGGAGCAGCCAGGGGACAAGCAGUAAAUCUGGGAGCAUUCAAGUGCAAGAGCAAAGGGAUGCUGCUCCUGAGGAACCUCAGGUGGCUGAAGAUUCCUCUCUCCCAGCAUCUGUUGCGAGCAUCACUCCCGAGCCCCCGGAGGAGUACGCCUAUCCGGACUACCGUGGGAAAGGCUGCGUGGACGAGAGCGGCUUCGUCUAUGCCAUCGGGGAGAAGUUUACGCCGGGCCCCUCCGCCUGCCCCUGCCUCUGCACUGAGGAGGGCCCGCUAUGUAUCCAGCCCGAGUGCCCCAGGCUCCACCCUCGCUGCAUCCAUGUGGACACCACGCAGUGCUGCCCGCAGUGCAAGGAGAGGAAGAACUACUGCGAGUUCCGAGGGAAAACCUACCAGACCCUAGAGGAGUUCAUGGUUUCUCCGUGCGAGAGGUGUCGCUGUGAGGCCAAUGGCGAAGUGCUGUGCACGGUGUCAGCCUGUCCCCAGACCGAGUGCGUGGAUCCCGUGUACGAACCUGACCAGUGCUGCCCCAUCUGCAAAAAUGGCCCGAACUGCUUUGCAGAAACCCUGGUGAUUCCAGCAGGCCGGGAGGUGAAAACUGACGAAUGCACUAUAUGUCACUGUACUUACGAAGAAGGCACGUGGAGGAUUGAACGGCAAGCCAUGUGCACUAGACAUGAAUGCAAGCAAAUAUAGGAAAUCUACAAAUCUACAGACUUUUCGUGGUUUUUAUAAAAUAUCCCACAGCAGUGAGCACCUGAGAUGACCCAGGGAAAUCCGAAUGAGAAGAUUCUGGCGAGGAGCAAGGAAUAAAAUACUGAUAUUUUGUUUUUCAAAGUAACAAUACUGCAAGGCAAAGAAGUGCAUAUAUUUAAAACAUUUGGACAUAAGAAUACCUGUCUUAAAUGUGUUAUUUUCACAGUGAGUACACUUAAAUACACUAUAAAAUAUUCUAUGUAUUUCUAUAAUACCAUUAUAGAGCUUAAAAAUAAAUGUUUUAUAUAGACAAUACAGAUUGAAGUACUGU